Podarcis lilfordi (Lilford's wall lizard) is the source of this 152-nucleotide messenger RNA. NCBI's taxonomy places the organism in Eukaryota, Metazoa, Chordata, Lepidosauria, Squamata, Lacertidae. The record is from the annotation of a GenBank genome assembly.
GCAAAGCAGUUGCCCAGGGCAAAAGAAAAUCAGGUAGGAAAUUGUUCUAACAGAAAGAGGGAGUCAUUUUCUGUUAUGCCUAGGGCAGCAGGAAUUCUCCUGAAAGCAGGAGAGAUGUUACGCUCUAUCGCAUCGCUGCAUAUCAGGGAAAC